AUGAACGAUCGACCCUCAAUCUUCGAUGCUGCGUCACUCGGAGAACCAGUCAUUGUUCGUUCUCGUACUUCUGACACGUAUACGUUCGCGUUGUCUGGCGAAGCAACAGGUAAAACUCCAAUAACAGUGACCUGCACCGAACCUGUUGACCUACGAUCUUCACUAGAUGAAGGCUUUAGACAGCAAGUACCUUUAUUUAAGAAUUCUACAUUCUUCUAUUCCAAAAAGCUUCAUGAUGCGAGCGAUUCCGGAAAUAAGCCAAGCACAUUGAAAUCGGCGCCACAUUUCACUACUCCUCUCGAGGCAUAUAGCAGAGUUGCUGAACAGGUCGGACAUAACCUCUACAAGUCCUAUGACAUAUUUGAUGAUGCCAUCAAACAUCCAUCAACAAUCCCUCAUUACCAACACAGUCAGAAUGAUUUGCUCAAAGCCAGAGAUAUUUCAAUGAACAACAUACGUUCUUUUAUAUCUUUUGAUGAAAAAGAAUUCAACGAUAUAUCUAGAGAAAAUGAACAGUCCCACGAUCGCCUACUAACAGCUGUCGAUGCUGCUCAUGAUAGCGGAGAUUUGUCCGAUAAUUUAUGGAAAGCCUACAAAGACUUCGUUCGAGUGGAUCAUAAUACUCGAAAAACCCGGAGUGAAAUGUCCCACUACAAGAAUCACCAACGGCUUUUCAAGAGAAUCGGGUCAGAGCGCGAAAGAGCCUCGAUUGGACAAACAGUGCACAGACAUGCUGAAAUCCACAGGGCCGCUACAGAAGGCACCUGGAGGAACAGUUGGGAUGAAUUGGCAUCUAUCACAGGCGAAAAAUGGGAAUACAAUCAAGGAUUGCAGGCGCUCUUAGCUAUCUUCGGAAUUUCCACGGAGGGAACAGAAUCAUCCACGGCAAAUGAACAUAUUUAG
This is a messenger RNA of Kwoniella shivajii, 903 nucleotides long. RefSeq lists its product as uncharacterized. The transcript has a single exon. Bases 1 to 903 code for a protein of 300 amino acids. Lineage: Eukaryota; Fungi; Basidiomycota; Tremellomycetes; Tremellales; Cryptococcaceae. The record is from RefSeq and is a predicted model, not a curated record.